Messenger RNA from Exophiala spinifera, 1572 nucleotides. RefSeq lists its product as uncharacterized. The record is from RefSeq and is a predicted model, not a curated record. NCBI's taxonomy places the organism in Eukaryota, Fungi, Ascomycota, Eurotiomycetes, Chaetothyriales, Herpotrichiellaceae. Bases 1 to 1572 code for a protein of 523 amino acids. The transcript has 2 exons.
AUGGCGCAUGAAGACCAAGGGCAAUAUGCUCCUUGUCCACACUGUUCCUUUGGUAGCCAUGAUUCCAAGAAACUGGCCAGGCACCUGCGUCAUUUUCAUUCUGAUGAGCAGAGUUCCGACGAAAGCAUCCUACAGCCUGUUCCAUCGAGCCCAGCAGAUCGCCACUCCGAUUUGACGGAUUUUGAAUUGGCUCAAAUUCUCGCUUUCGAGGAAGCUGGACUUCCACGAGAACUUGCCUUGUCUGAUCCGCCCAGUGCUCCUUCCAGCAAGUCACUCUCCGGAACGUCAGAAAAUGAGAGUUUGUCUCGUCGACAAUCUCAUCCUGCCCGCGCCAAUGAUACAGUGCAAUGGGUGGAAUGUUUCUGCGGUGAGCAGAUACACAUCCUUGAGCUUGGUGCCCACUCCGAGAUGCACGCUCAAGAGAAGAUGUCCAUCGAGGAUAGCCACCUUGUGGUGGGAGAUUCGUCAAACGCAACCUCUACCAUGGAGCGACCCAUAUCGGAUAUCUCUAAUGCCUUUACCACAACACUUCCAGACUCCUUGCGGAACUAUGACCAGAUGCAGGCGAAGACUCCUCAAAGCCGUAGCAAAAGACGGGGUCCAUCCUUAAAGGAGAUUUUCCUAGGUAUGCCGGCGGGAACUAAGAAGAAAGCGGCCGUUGCCGCCGAGGAAGGAAAGACGAGACGUCUCGGGAAGGCUGAACUUGGACCAUACGCGCACGAACGCCAAAUGCCGAACUGGCUACGACGAAUGCUUGAAGAAGGAGCCAAAGUCUCGGUUACAACCCAAAUUGCACCCGAUGGCAAGCUGGUUAGGGUCGAGCAUGUAGCAAACGAGACUCCCAAUCUUGUGCCUGUACUCGCACGCCUGUCACAGCUUGACCGAAAUGUCGAGCGCGCCUUUUAUUGCAGCCCGGCAGUACGACAUGUUUGCAAGAUGUCUAGGGAAGGGGGCUUCUGCGGGUAUCGCAAUAUCCAGAUGAUGAUAUCCUACAUCCAAAGUGCCAACCCCGAGGCUACCAAACACUUCCCUGGAAGACUGCCUAACAUCCUGCGGCUGCAGGACUUUAUCGAAGAUGCAUGGGACCAAGGCUUCAACCCAGGUGCACGCAUCGAGACAGGAGGUAUUCGGCUUACGCGAAAGUACAUUGGUACACCCGAGGCUGAAGCGUUGUUUCUGAGUCUAGACAUUCCCUGCGAGCCGUCGGCAUACACGACCACAGGCAACGUUGAAGCAGUGGAGGCGAUGCUUUGUGCAGUAUGCGAGUACUUUGAUGACGAGUCUUCCAGAGAUAAUCUUGACAAGGUCGUGGUCACGGAGAAGCCGCCAAUCUACUUUCAGCAUAGGGGCCAUUCGAUGACGAUUGUUGGCGUUGAGAGCAACCUUGAUGGAGACGUGAAUUUGGUGGUCUUUGAUCCCAUGUUUAACCCGUCUCCGGCGUUGAAGAAGAUUGCUCUUUCAAACAACACAUCGUUUAGAUGUGCUGUGCCAGCGAAACUGCUUAAAGGGCAUCGACGUACCGCGAAGUAUCUUGGAAGGUAUCAAGCCUUCGAGUUACUCAGGCUGCUGUGA